Messenger RNA from Diprion similis, 904 nucleotides. RefSeq lists its product as uncharacterized. The transcript has 3 exons. Bases 288 to 890 code for a protein of 200 amino acids. The record is from RefSeq and is a predicted model, not a curated record. Gene Ontology annotation, cellular component: extracellular region. Gene Ontology annotation, molecular function: chitin binding. NCBI's taxonomy places the organism in Eukaryota, Metazoa, Arthropoda, Insecta, Hymenoptera, Diprionidae.
CAGCUUCAGUCUUUCUCGUUCCUACAGACAGCCAAGACGCGGUUUUAAAACGAAUCAAGCCGAGAAGAGGUUCUGAAAAAUAUUUCUCGUAGAUAUUAUUUAACGACGUGAGCAUUCGCCCUAACGUCGAACCGAGUUCGUGAGUAGAGUUGCUUCGAUUCUCGAGGAAUGAUGCAGCGUCCGAUCGGGUCGCGAAAAUCGUGAGAAUCGCGCGAAUUUUAUAUAAUUCUUUCUUGAAGUGGAUAGAGAGAAGACCGUCGUCUCAACGUAGGAGAAUUCCAGUGAUCAUGAGGGUUUUAAGCACCGUAAUAAUUUUCAUCAGUAUCGAUAUUCUUCUACCUGCGACAGACGGAGUCGAAGAUCGAGGCGAGGACGGAUCGAAGAUCGCUAAAAGGACUAAGCCUCUCGACCCGGAGGAGGAUGAUUAUUAUUACGACGAUGUAGACGAGCGGAACAAUCCAACGAAUGGAGCGCCAGUCGCGCCCCCAGGAUUUCUGAGUCCUUCGGUGAGGGAGUACCUGGACCUUGGUAAAUCUAUUCCCGGAAGGCCAGGAACGGAUUACCCAGUCUUAGGAACAGUGCCAUACACGAAUUUCUACUGCGACGAUCAGGCCUACCCCGGUUUUUUCGCCGACGUUGAGACAAGGUGCCAAGGGUGGCAUUACUGCGACAUUGACGGAAGGCAGGCGAGCUUUCUCUGUCCAAAUGGGACUCAAUUCAGCCAGGCGGUGUUCGUGUGCGAUUGGUGGUUCAACGUGAGGUGCGAACUCAGCCCCAAGCUCUACGCCAUAAACAGUCGCCUUUACCAAAGGCCGACGGAAAGCCCGACGAGGCCACAUCGUGUCAUAACCAAGGAGUUGCUGGAAAACAUCUUUGUCAAGCGAAAAUGAGAGGAAGAUGAAGA